Rhinopithecus roxellana (golden snub-nosed monkey) is the source of this 1827-nucleotide messenger RNA. RefSeq names its product zinc finger protein 878. The transcript is spliced from 5 exons. The record is from RefSeq and is a predicted model, not a curated record. Gene Ontology annotation, biological process: regulation of DNA-templated transcription. NCBI's taxonomy places the organism in Eukaryota, Metazoa, Chordata, Mammalia, Primates, Cercopithecidae. Gene Ontology annotation, cellular component: nucleus. Bases 133 to 1689 code for a protein of 518 amino acids.
GUCUGGGUCUUUCCUGCUCCGAGAGGGACCAGUUACUUCCGCCGUAGCUGCUGUUGCUCUGUCGACUGCAAGGUGAGCUGUACUGUUCGUGGGACGUUUAGAGAGGACGCCGGGAUACCUCGAAGCCCGAAAAUGGGAGACAGGAAUUGCGGGAGAAUGAUGAAUCAGUGCCGGGAAGGUGAUUCGGUGGCCUUUGAGGAUGUGGCUGUGAACUUCACCCAGGAGGAGUGGGCUUUGCUGGAUCCUUCCCAGAAAAAUCUCUACAGGGAAGUGAUGCAGGAAACCUUGAGGAACCUGGCCUCCAUAGGAAAAAAGUGGAACAACCAGUACAUUGAAGAUGAGCACCAAAAUCCUAGGAGAAACCUAAGAAGACUUAUAAAAGAGAGACUCUCUGAAAGUAAAGAAAGUCAUCAGCAUGGAGAAUUUUUGACGCAGGUUCCAGAUGACACACUGAAGAAGAAAACUCCUGGAGUAAAGUCAUAUGAAAGCAGUGUGUGUGGAGAAAUCGGCAUGGGUCUUUCAUCUCUUCAUAGGCACCUGAGAGCCUUUAGUUAUUCCAGUAGCCUUUCAAUACAUGGAAGAACUCACACUGGGGAAAAGCCUUAUGAAUGUAAGGAAUGUGGGAAAGCAUUCGGGUUUCCCAGUUCUGUUCGUAGACAUGAAAGAAUCCACUCUGCAAAAAAACCCUAUGAAUGUAAGCAAUGUGGGAAAGCAUUAUCUUAUCUUAUAAGCUUUCAAACACACAUGAGAAUGCACACUGGAGAGAGACCUCAUAACUGUAACAUAUGUGGGAAAGCCUUUUUUUCUUCCAGUUCAUUAAAAAGACAUGAGAAAAGUCACACUGGAGAGAAACGCUAUAAAUGCACACUAUGUGGUAAAGCUUUCAAUUGUCCCAGUUCCUUUCAAUAUCAUGAAAGGACUCACAGUGGAGAGAAACCCUAUGAGUGUACACAAUGUAGGAAAGCCUUCAGAUCUGUCAAGUACCUGCGAGUACAUGAAAGAAAACACACUGGAGAGAAACCCUAUGAGUGUAAGCUGUGUGGUAAGGGCUUUAUUUCUUCCACUUCCUUUCGCUAUCAUGAAAAGACUCACACUGGAGAGAAACCUUAUGAAUGUAAGAAAUGUGAGAAAGCCUUCAGUUUUGUCAAGGAUCUUCGAAUCCAUGAAAGGACACACACUGGAGAGAAACCCUUUGAAUGUAAACGAUGUGGGAAAACCUUCACUUCUUCUAACUCCUUUCACUACCAUGAAAGGACUCACACUGGAGAGAAACCCUAUGAGUGUGAGCAAUGUGGGAAAGCUUUCCGAUCUGCCUCAAUCCUUCAAAAGCACAUACGAACUCACACAGGAGAGAAACCCUAUGGAUGUAAGCAAUGUGGGAAAACCUUUAGAGUUGCCUCACAACUUAAAAUGCAUGAAAGGACUCACACGGGAGAGAAACCCUAUGAGUGUAAGCAAUGUGGAAAAGCCUUCAUUUCUUCCAGUUCCAUUCGCUAUCAUAAAAGGACUCACACUGGAGAGAAACCUUAUAAAUGUAAACAAUGUGGAAAAGCCUUCAUUUCUUCUAACUCUUUUCUCUAUCAUGAAAAGAUUCACACUGGAGAGAAACCCUAUGAGUGUAAGCAAUGUGGGAAAGCCUUUAGAUCUGCCUCAGCCCUUCGUAAGCAUGUGAGGACUCACGCUGGCUAGAAACUCUGUGGAUGUAAACAAUAUGGUAAAGUCCUUAGAUGGGACUCAGAACUUCAAACGCAUGGAAGGACUCACUGCAGAGACACCUGUAAUCUCAGCAUUUUGGGAAGCCAAGGCAGGAAGAUUGCUUAAGCUGAA